CCUCUACCUGCUCAACACGUGAUCGUUCACCCUACGUGCGUUCUUCGGCCAACCUGUACGCUUGCCCUCGAUACCCUGCUGCCGAUCGAAAGACUCCUUGGCCGGCUCCAAAGCAUCAAGAUCAAUCCCGUUCUGCAUGAUACGAGGCACCGUAGGGCAUUGGAGGAUAGACGACGGGGAAAGUCCGGAGGGAAUAGUCCUGUUGGGACCGCCGGUGUUGUAAGCUUCCUCGCGAUUAUCGAGUCGCUGACUGGUCCUCUCUCUGAUUGGGAACUCGCAAGAGGAGGACGAGGAGGACGAGGAGGAGGGGAACCGGCGAUUGGGAGCCCUUCGAGAGUUCCAGCGUCCGGAGCUAUACGCCCCCUCGCGAUAGUUACGCUGCCAUUCAGCAGACGGCCUGCCGGAAGAGUCGACGGUCUCCAACCGCGAGAUCCUGGGCUUCUACUUCCACCUGUCUUCUGCACAUCUCUACAAGGUUGAAUGCAACCGCCAUUUCCUCACCUCUCAACAAGAGACGCAUGAACUCGACUGGCGGAAGGGCCGUCUGGACAAGUUCGCCACCAACCUACCCAUGGUAUAAGUGCACGAAACGAAUGACCUUCGAUACAAGGCAGCCUACCAUGCUGUAGAAGGAUGCUCUAUUAUCCC
This is a messenger RNA of Laetiporus sulphureus 93-53, 648 nucleotides long. RefSeq lists its product as uncharacterized. The annotation marks the transcript as partial. NCBI's taxonomy places the organism in Eukaryota, Fungi, Basidiomycota, Agaricomycetes, Polyporales, Laetiporaceae. The record is from RefSeq and is a predicted model, not a curated record. The transcript has 3 exons.